Ricinus communis (castor bean) is the source of this 1449-nucleotide messenger RNA. RefSeq names its product protein XAP5 CIRCADIAN TIMEKEEPER. Gene Ontology annotation, biological process: chromatin organization. Gene Ontology annotation, cellular component: nucleus. The transcript has 12 exons. NCBI's taxonomy places the organism in Eukaryota, Viridiplantae, Streptophyta, Magnoliopsida, Malpighiales, Euphorbiaceae. The record is from RefSeq and is a predicted model, not a curated record. Bases 200 to 1336 code for a protein of 378 amino acids.
AGCGACUUCAGUCAUUAGAUCGAGAGUGACGAUAAUCCAACGGCUAAGAUUUGAUGCUCACAACAAAUCCGUCGCCGUGGAACCAUUUCCGUCUAACCUUUCCUAUAAAUCCCCAAAUAGGCAAAAAUCACAUGGCGGUUUAAUCUUCAGUCUUUCUUUAACCGGAUUUUUUCAAUACACCAAAUAGAGACACCUAAAGAUGUCGGGUAUGGGCGAUGGGUAUGUAGGCACGGCCCAGGACGCUGUCAGAAUCCGACGGUUAGAGAAGCAGCGAGAAGCCGAGCGUCGCAAAAUCCAAGAGCUCAAAACCAAGUCUGCCUCCGACAAGGGUCAGCCUGGUCUCCUUCAAUUCGGGUCAAGCACCUCCGAGAUUCUUGAGACUGCAUUCAAGAAGGAAACUGUGGGUUUGGUUACAAGAGAGCAGUACGUUGAGAAGAGGGUUAAUAUUCAGAUCAAAAUUGAAGAGGAAGAGAAGGAGAAGCUUCAAAAGCUACGCCAAGAGGAGGAGGAACUCCAGCUAGCAAAGCGUAAAAAGAGGAAAAUUAAGGGGAAUUCUCGAUUAUCCUUUGCUGAUGAUAUUGAUAAUGGAAGUGAAGACGAGGAUGCUGAAAGAAAAACUUCAGAGUCAAAGAGAUGUGGAAAAUUUGGCAAAGAUCCCACAGUGGAGACGAGCUUCUUGCCUGAUAGUGAGCGGGAGGCAGAGGAGCAAGCUGAGCGUGAAAGGUUGCGGAAACAGUGGCUUCGUGAACAGGAACAAAUUCGAAAUGAGCCUCUUGAAAUUACUUACAGUUACUGGGAUGGUGCUGGCCAUAGAAGAGUGAUCCAGGUACGCAAAGGCGAUAGCAUAGGCGAAUUUCUUCGUGCAGUUCAGCAGCAACUUGCUCCUGAGUUUAGAGAAAUUAGAACAACUUCUGUGGAGAAUUUACUUUAUGUGAAGGAAGAUCUCAUCAUUCCUCAUCAACACAGCUUUUAUGAGCUUAUCGUUAACAAGGCUAGGGGAAAAAGUGGACCGCUUUUUCACUUUGAUGUGCAUGAGGAUGUCCGGACUAUUGCUGAUGCAACAAUAGAGAAGGACGAGGUAUUGUUCUUGCGUAUUACAAUUGUACCAAUUGUUCUCAUGCAGGUAAAGUUGUUGAGAGGCACUGGUACGAGAAGAAUAAACACAUUUUCCCUGCUUCAAGAUGGGAGAUAUAUGACCCAUCAAAGAAGUGGGAGCGUUACACCAUCCAUGGAGAUUGAGCUGGUAGCCAGAUGCAUUCAUGUUUGCUCUGUCAUUUGUUUAAUGAGAGUAGGGAGUCAAUUUCAUCUAAUGCAUGGGCAUGAAAUUUUUCUGUGAUUGCAAUGGUAAAAUUAAGAACUCUUCCAGUUCAGAAUUGAAAAUCUUCACUGUAUGGAUUUGCGGUGAUUUAGCGGUAUUUUUUAUUUUAUUGAUCAGCCAUGACUUAUGAA